This is a messenger RNA of Cuculus canorus (common cuckoo), 4542 nucleotides long. RefSeq names its product cleavage and polyadenylation specific factor 2 (gene CPSF2). Gene Ontology annotation, biological process: mRNA 3'-end processing by stem-loop binding and cleavage. Lineage: Eukaryota; Metazoa; Chordata; Aves; Cuculiformes; Cuculidae. Gene Ontology annotation, molecular function: RNA binding. The transcript has 15 exons. Bases 429 to 2777 code for a protein of 782 amino acids. The record is from RefSeq and is a predicted model, not a curated record. Gene Ontology annotation, cellular component: mRNA cleavage and polyadenylation specificity factor complex.
CCUUUCCUCCCCGCCUUCCGCAAGAUGGCGGAGGGCGCUGGUGGGCGCGCGCCAAGCGGGGUCUGACGGGCGGGCGGUGUGAGGUGGGCAGGUAGCGCCGGGCUCGUCCUGCGCCACCUUACCACCUGCGGAGCCUGAGAGGGCACAGAGCUCCCUCUCCGCCUUCUUCCCUCGCCUUUAGGGCCGAGAGGGCCCCGAGGUCCCUCUGCGCCGCCUUUCCUUGCUCCCGGGCCCGAGCGGCCGGGCUGGGCCCGCGGGAGCCAGCGUGCUCCACGUUGCUCACAGUGAUCCCUUUCUGACAUCGUAAAAAACCCUUCCUUGUCAUAAAGCGAUCAAGAGUGGCCUUGUAGUGCCUGACGGGCUACAAGAAAGCUGGGGAGGGACUGUUUACAAAGUUCUUUUGGAGAUAAAGCCCUUGGAGAGGAAAAAUGACAUCGAUUAUCAAGCUGACAACUCUGUCGGGGGUGCAGGAGGAAUCUGCCCUUUGCUAUCUGUUGCAAGUAGAUGAAUUUCGUUUUCUUUUGGACUGCGGCUGGGAUGAAAACUUUUCAAUGGAUAUUAUUGAUUCUCUGCGGAAACAUGUACACCAGGUUGAUGCUGUUCUUCUUUCUCACCCUGACCCUUUACACCUUGGCGCUCUUCCGUAUGCAGUUGGAAAAAUGGGGUUGAAUUGUGCCAUUUAUGCAACUAUUCCUGUAUAUAAAAUGGGACAGAUGUUUAUGUAUGAUCUCUACCAGUCUCGCCACAAUACUGAAGAUUUCACACUCUUUACGUUGGAUGAUGUAGAUGCAGCCUUUGAUAAGAUACAGCAGCUGAAGUUUUCUCAAAUUGUGAACUUGAAAGGCAAAGGACAUGGUUUGUCAAUCACACCAUUGCCAGCUGGCCACAUGAUAGGAGGCACAAUUUGGAAGAUUGUCAAGGAUGGAGAGGAGGAAAUUGUUUAUGCAGUUGAUUUCAACCACAAGAGGGAGAUCCAUCUGAAUGGGUGUUCCUUGGAAAUGUUGAGCAGGCCUUCGUUGCUUAUUACAGAUUCUUUUAAUGCUACUUAUGUACAACCCCGGAGGAAGCAAAGGGAUGAACAGCUACUGACUAAUGUUUUGGAGACACUACGAGGUGAUGGAAAUGUAUUAAUAGCUGUGGAUACAGCAGGCAGAGUUCUGGAACUUGCUCAGCUUCUUGAUCAGAUCUGGAGAACAAAAGAUGCAGGAUUAGGAGUCUACUCUCUAGCCCUUCUGAAUAAUGUCAGCUACAAUGUAGUGGAAUUCUCCAAAUCACAGGUUGAAUGGAUGAGUGACAAGUUGAUGAGGUGCUUUGAAGACAAGAGAAACAAUCCUUUUCAGUUCCGUCAUCUCUCCUUAUGUCAUAGUCUGUCUGAUCUGGCUCGAGUGCCUAGUCCAAAAGUUGUUCUUGCUAGUCAGCCAGACUUAGAGUGUGGAUUUUCUAGAGAUCUUUUCAUUCAAUGGUGCCAGGAUUCCAAAAACUCUAUCAUUUUAACUUAUCGCACUACACCUGGAACAUUAGCACGAUUCCUGAUUGAUAAUCCUUCUGAAAAAGUUAUAGAUAUUGAGUUGAGAAAACGUGUCAAGUUGGAAGGAAAAGAACUUGAAGAAUACCUAGAAAAGGAAAAACUAAAGAAAGAAGCAGCUAAGAAAUUAGAACAGUCCAAAGAGGCAGAUAUCGAUUCCAGUGAUGAGAGUGAUGCUGAAGAGGAUAUUGACCAGCCAACUGUACAUAAGACCAAACAUGAUUUGAUGAUGAAAGGUGAGGGUAGCCGGAAAGGAAGCUUCUUCAAACAGGCAAAGAAAUCUUACCCAAUGUUUCCAGCUCCUGAAGAAAGAAUUAAAUGGGAUGAAUAUGGCGAGAUUAUCAAACCUGAGGAUUUUCUAGUUCCAGAACUUCAAGCAACAGAAGAAGAAAAAAGCAAAUUAGAAUCUGGUUUGACAAAUGGAGAAGAGCCUGCGGACCAGGAUUUAUCAGAUGUUCCUACCAAAUGUAUUUCUGCCACAGAAUCUAUGGAAAUUAAAGCCAGAGUUACAUACAUUGACUAUGAAGGACGCUCAGAUGGGGACUCAAUUAAAAAAAUUAUUAACCAAAUGAAACCAAGACAACUGAUUAUUGUCCAUGGACCACCUGAGGCCAGUCAGGACCUUGCAGAAUGUUGCAGAGCUUUUGGUGGUAAAGAUAUUAAAGUUUACAUGCCAAAGCUGCAUGAAACUAUAGAUGCAACCAGCGAAACUCAUAUUUACCAGGUCAGGUUAAAAGACUCUCUUGUCAGCUCCCUUCAGUUCUGUAAAGCCAAGGAUGCUGAGUUGGCUUGGAUAGAUGGUGUUUUGGACAUGCGGGUUUCGAAAGUGGAUACUGGAGUUAUUUUGGAAGAGGGAGAGCUGAGGGAAGAUGAAGACUUAGAGAUGCAAGUGGAUAUGCCUUCUUCAGACUCUAGUGUCAUCGCACAACAAAAGGCCAUGAAAAGCCUCUUUGGUGACGAUGACAAGGAGAUCUGUGAGGAGAGUGAAAUCAUUCCUACUUUGGAACCUUUGCCACCUCAUGAGGUUCUUGGACAUCAGUCUGUGUUUAUGAAUGAACCGAGGCUUUCUGACUUCAAGCAAGUUCUCUUGCGUGAAGGUAUACAAGCUGAAUUUGUAGGAGGAGUGCUUGUGUGCAACAAUCUGGUGGCUGUUCGCAGGACUGAAACAGGGCGCAUUGGAUUGGAAGGCUGUCUCUGUCAGGACUUCUAUAGGAUAAGAGACCUUUUGUAUGAGCAAUACGCUAUUGUCUGAGGAAAGUGCUGCAAAGAUGUUUUAACUUGAACUUUUAAAGACAAUGAAUAUUUCUCCCAAUUUUGACUUUUUGUAGUUUUCUAACUUAUACAGGAGAAAUCUAAUUCACAAAGAACAAUUAACUACUCUGAACAUGUAAAUAAUUGCUACUGUUGUUCAUCAUAAAUCUGUUGGUACAUUCCAUGUUGUUGACUUUCAAACUAUUAUGAAUUGCUGCCUCCCACAUAAGACAUUAUAGAUGAGUUGAUGACUGUAAACCCUUCUUGGGAAAGGUUCAGUUUCUUAGGGCAUGUUUUGGUUUAAUAGAUUCCCUGCCAAAGAGUGCAAAAUGUGUCAUUCUCCUGCUCUGACAUAAGAUCAGAUAGGGAAAAGCAGGUUUCUGUGGUUGUGUUCUUUUGGUUUCGUUGGUGUGGUUUGUUUUGUGUGUUUUUUGUAUUGUUCUUUUGGGUUUUGUUUUUUUUAAAUAACUCAUUUCGGGGACAGUCUUUAGUCUUUUUUUUUUUUUUUUCCUUAAAUGGAGCUUAGUCAAAGUACAUUUUUAAUAGACCACUUAAGGUGAGACUACCUAAGCUUUCCCCCAGUGUUAAUCUAGCUGUAUCUUAAUAUUCUGUCUGCUCCAUCUUACUGGUAUAUUCCAGAACUGCAUUUCAUUCUCCACAUUAACCUGCAGGAUCAAAAAGUUACUUUGGAAAGGGACUCUAAGAAGACUGGACAAUGUUGUCAGACAGCUUGAAAUCCAAUUAUUGUGUGGUUUCGAGUAACUACUGUACAAAUUUACAGAACUUGUAACUUCUAGAUUUUGCAAAAUUAUGCAAGCUAUAAAAUCUUUCCUGAGUUCUGACUUCAAUAGUUUCAAAGUCUAAAGCCUUUAUCCAUACACUGCUGUAUGUUCAGAGUGUCAUGAGCCAGGUUCAGGAAAUCUGCCUUCAUGUGAUUUAUUCAAUACUUUUUUGCUGUGUUUCAUUCUAUUUGCAUGUUUUGUACUAAUUUUCAUUCUAGUUGACAGUGGGACUUACUGUAGCUGCUGAUGCUCGGAAUGGAUGUUAAUUUUUAGGUGAAGAUGAACACAGUUUUGGGUGCCUGAAUUUCUCGGAAAUUAACUUAUGCGAACAAAUAGUCUCUUGAGAGUUUAUUUAAUCCUUUUUUUUAUCCUGUCCACACCAGCUGUGGCAGUGGAGGUUUGCUUUCUUGUUUUUACAUAUAACAGCAAUGUAAUAUGUGCUCUCUGUACGUAUGUUUAAAUAAAACCUGUUGGAAAAGUGGCAAAAAAUAGCCCUGUGGGCUAUCAGUGGAAAGAUAAUUUACUUUGCAAUUUAUUCUUGACAAAUAGUUUUCUACCUGAUCUACAGACUAUUUAUUCUGCUUAAAAUAAUAACUUAAAACUGAAGCCUGUGUCAAAAAAAAAAACAAACAGUAAAAAAGCCCCCUCAAAACCUCAUAGAACUCUAUAUUUAAAAUGUAAAAACCUUGAAAAUUUAAUGCCGAAGGAGAUUUGUAUUUUGUUGUACAAAGAAAAUUUUGGCUAGGAAUGACUGAAUGCUUUAAUGCUUUUUUUUUUUUUUUUUUUUCCCCCCAAGAGUAGAGAAAAAUGUUAUUUUCUGUUACAUUGGCAGCCAGAUCUUCAGAGAAAUGCUCUGGUUUUGUAGCUGUUUUGUGACAAUGCAAUGUCAAUCUAUAUGAUGCUGGAUCCUUGUUUGGUGAAUACUGUUGUAUUACUCUUGUUGCUGAUACUAAUGAACUUUUAUAAAGUCACUUACUUUGUACA